AUGGCGGCUCCGGGCGGCGCUGCUGCGGACGGGGCAGCGCCUCCGCUGGCACGGCGGGGCCGGACCACCAGCCAGUCCCGGGCAGAACCGCCGCUGCUGAGGACGAGCAAGCGCACCAUCUACACGGCCGGGCGGCCGCCCUGGUACAACGAGACGGGCACCCCCUUCAAGGAGGCCUUCGUCAUCGGCUUGUGUGGCGGAAGCGCAUCUGGCAAGACUACAGUGGCCAACAAGAUCAUUGAAGCUCUGGACGUGCCUUGGGUGGUGUUGCUCUCCAUGGACAGCUUCUAUAAGGUGCUGAACAAGGAGCAGCAGUGCCAGGCAGCAUGCAACGAAUACAACUUUGACCACCCUGAUGCCUUUGACUUUGACCUGCUGAUUAGUGUGCUACGGAAACUCAAAGAGGGCAAGAGCGUUAAAGUUCCUGUGUAUGACUUUACCACGCACAGCCGGCGCAAGGAGUGGAAGACCGUUUAUGGGGCCAACGUGAUUGUGUUUGAGGGGAUCCUGGCCUUUGCCAACAAGGAGCUCCUGCAGCUCCUGGACAUGAAGGUGUUUGUGGACACAGACUCAGACAUCCGGCUGGUCCGGCGGCUGAAGCGGGACAUCAUGGAGCGUGGCCGGGAUGUGGCCGGUGUCAUCAAGCAGUACAGCAAGUUUGUGAAGCCUGCCUUUGAGCAAUACAUUGAGCCGGCUGUGCAGGCCGCGGACAUUGUGGUGCCCCGAGGUGGGGAGAACUUUGUGGCUCUGGACUUGAUCGUGCAGCAUGUACACAGCCAGUUGGAGAAGCGUGAAAUCACGGUCAGAGCAGCCUUGGCCUCGGCCCACCAGGGGCAGCCGCUGCCCAAGACCCUGAGCGUCCUGGAGAGCACCCCGCAGGUGCGGGGCAUGCACACCAUCAUCAGGAACAAGGACACCCGCCGGGACGAAUUCAUCUUCUACUCCAAGCGCCUGAUGCGCCUGCUGAUCGAGCACGCCCUCUCCUUCCUGCCCCUGAAGCCAGUGACCGUGGAGACCCCGCAGGGGACAGUGUAUGAGGGGAAGCGGUUCCACAGGCAGCGGAUCACGGGUGUCUCCAUCCUGCGGGCCGGCGAGACGAUGGAGCAAGCGCUCACUGCCGUCUGCAAAGACAUCCGCCUGGGCAAGAUCCUCAUCCAGACCAAUCAUGACACGGGGGAGCCGGAGCUGCACUACCUCCGGCUGCCUAAGGAGAUCGGCGAAGACUACGUCAUCCUGAUGGACAGCACGGUGUCCACAGGGGCGGCUGCCAUGAUGGCGGUGCGGGUGCUGCUGGAUCACGAUGUGCAAGAGGACAAGAUCUUCCUGCUCUCACUGCUCAUGGCCGAGAUGGGCGUCCACUCCGUGGCCUAUGCCUUUCCCCGCGUGCGGAUCAUCACCACGGCCGUGGAUAAGAGAGUCAGCGAAGAGUUCCACAUCAUCCCUGGCAUUGGUAACUUUGGGGACAGGUACUUUGGAACAGACGGCCCCGUGCCCUGGUGCGAAAGCGACAGCAUGGACUGCUGAGCUGGCUCCGCGGGGCAGAGCCUGACACCUGGGAUGGGAGGCGCAGCCGGACACUCUGCCCGGGACCAGGCUCCACGCGGGCCACCACCGGGACUGCGCCCACUGCUCCCACGGGCCAGCUGGGCAGGCAAGCGGCCUGCCGCUGACCCACUCACCGCCCCUCGGAGGCUGCCGGGCGCCUGCCGUGCUGCUGGCCCUCCUCGGGCAGACUGGCUCAAGCAGGCCUGGCGCGCUGCUUCAGGGACCCAGCCUGAGGGGAGCGUGCCGCAGGCUCCCCGGGACUCUUCUGCCGACUUCCUGCGGGCCCGUCCUCCCCAUGCCUUGGUCUGUGCACGAGGCUGGCAGGCCUUUGCUCUUUGGCUCAGGUUCCCUGCUGGCUGCAGCCGUCCCUCCUCCAGUGUAACUGCACAGGCCUUGGGGACCACAAGGAGGCAGCCGGGGACCUUAGUCCCAAGGCAGCCAGCCAGCCCGGGCCGCCUGCCGAGCCGAGCCGAGCCGAGCCGAGCCACGCCUGCCUUCUGCCUGGCCCAGCCCUCGGCCUUCCUCGCCCGUUGUUUCUCAGUACUGUACUUGGCUGCCUUCCUUGCUUUUUGUACGUGACAAUAAAGAUCUACAGCACC
Messenger RNA from Varanus komodoensis (Komodo dragon), 2144 nucleotides. RefSeq names its product uridine-cytidine kinase-like 1. Gene Ontology annotation, molecular function: ATP binding; kinase activity. The record is from RefSeq and is a predicted model, not a curated record. The transcript has 15 exons. Lineage: Eukaryota; Metazoa; Chordata; Lepidosauria; Squamata; Varanidae. Gene Ontology annotation, cellular component: cytoplasm. Bases 1 to 1524 code for a protein of 507 amino acids.